This is a messenger RNA of Ornithodoros turicata, 714 nucleotides long. RefSeq lists its product as uncharacterized. The record is from RefSeq and is a predicted model, not a curated record. The transcript is spliced from 14 exons. NCBI's taxonomy places the organism in Eukaryota, Metazoa, Arthropoda, Arachnida, Ixodida, Argasidae. Bases 280 to 714 code for a protein of 144 amino acids.
UGUGUCAACCAAUGUGGCCUCUCGCUUCUAUCUUCUUAUCAUUGCACUUGUUUGCGCUCCUACGCCCGGUUUAUGCUUCGUGCGCAGUUAACCUAACCGCAUUAUCAGAGGUAUGGAAUCACUGGAUCCUCCCGCAAAACUUCAGUCCUCCUGUCAGUGCCACCAGACUUGUUCCCCGCUCGUCUUCAUCGACUUUGACUGUCCCACCACCUAUCUGCCACCCGGAUUAUUUAGGCAACGGGUUUGGUGAGCGCUGCUUCAGUGUCAACGACAUGGGCCAUGGGCACAUGGGCAUGGGAACAUUGUGUCAACGAUGUGGCCUCGGGCUUCUAUCUUCUUAUCCCUACAAUAUUUACUCCAAGUCCAGUUCUACUUGAAGAAUCUCCAGAGUCGCCGCCGCCAAUAUCUUACACUCCUGUGUCCGACGAAAGCAUGUUUACUACAAGCCCAAUAUUUUUUGAAAAUGCUCGGGAGUCACCUCCCCCGUUAUCUUACACACCUGUACCGCAGCCAAACCCCCAAAUAUCAUUGGAGUCCGACACCAGAAUAUUACCCAACGUUGGAUCAGUCUACUAUUAUUGGUGUCCACCGCCACCACAAUAUUACUGGAGUCCGCCGCCACCGCAAUGUCACUAUUGUGCCCAACGGUCGGAAAUGAUGGAACUAAUAAGGAGUCGUGAAGGUUUCUCGGUUGGGUUUUUCCCCUUCACCUGA